AAGCUAUCUUCUGAAGCAAAACUUUCAGCUCUACCGCUCUCCUCCUCUGGGUGAGUAAACCACCGACCAGAAGAAAAAGAGGGACAAUUGACAGCUGUCCUUCGUCCGGCAAACCUGAUAACCCUCAUGGAUGUGGUCAAGAGAACUCUGCAAAGGAAUGGGAUCACGGGAUUUGUGGCUGUGUUGUUCCUUGAUUUGGGGAUCGUUCUUCCUUGCCCUCCCAUUUGCCAGCUAUGCUCCGUAUCUACGGUUGAGUGCGAGGAUGUCUCUUCAAUCAGUGAUGUCUUAAUCACUUUGCCAAGUUCCACCCAGCAGAUCCUUCUACAGCAAGGAAACCUUAGCGAGAUACCUCCUCUGUCCUUCAGUAAUUUUACCAACCUUUAUUUCUUGUCGAUCACCGGAUUCCUCAUCUCCUCCUUGGCCGACUUCACUUUUUUCACACCUUACGUCAACCCCCUGAAGAUCCUGGAUCUCAGCCACAACCAGCUGCUGAGUUGUACAAUUGAGCCCCUGGCUUUCUCGGGUCUUCUGUAUCUUGAAGAGUUGAUCCUAACCAACAACAGCUUGGACGUUUUGAGGGGGACGUGGUUCAUGGAGAUGCCGAAUCUCAAGAAACUCUGCCUUGCCCUUAACAGAAUCACGUACCUUCCCCCGAGGACCUUUGAGAACUUAAACACGCUGGAUGAGCUGGUGGUCUCCUCCAAUAUGAUCCAAUAUCUCCCCAUGGAUGCUUUUUUUGGCUUGGUUUCCUUGACCAAGCUGGACUUAUCAAUUAAUAAAAUCCUCUUUAUCAACCAGGAAGCCUUUCAACCUUUGCAAGUGCUCCAGGAUCUCCUGUUAUUCCAGAACAGGCUGACCACCUUACCAACUUUCCCCGAUUCCAUCAACUUCCUGCUUCUUCAUAAGAAUCCAUGGCUCUGCAACUGUCAGUUGAUCCAGUCCAUGCAAGUGGUGGAGGCUAAAAUCCAGACACCUACUGGGGUCACUUGCAAAAGUCCCCCCUUUCUUUCAGGACACCAAGUGACCAGCAGCAAGAUUCUGGGGUGUGCUCCAUCACCUUCUAGCUCUUUGUCUUCCCCGCUGUUCUCAGCCAUUGACUUUCCUCCCUCACGAUCAGGAACCUUCAAGCUGAUCUGUGGUCUGCUAGGUGGAUUUUUCCUCGGUUUAACGGUAGGCCUGUUCUGCUGUUAUUGCCUCCCCAAAUGCUGCGGUGGCCGAUCGCCUUUUGCAAUCCACUCAAAGAAUGAAAAGGCUCUCUCUAGCAGCUGGGUCAAACCUUCCACUCAUCAAGAAGGGAAAACGUCCGACAGGGAUCCCCAGAUCCUUUCCGGUCUUCCGGCUGCAGAGAGCUCAGCCAUGGCUUUGGAAGGAGGCCACUUUGCAAGGGGAACCUGCUGCGGGCCGCUGGUCUCUGCUUCUCAAAUUCUCUACGGGGAGCAGCUGAGAUUCCAGAGUCCGCUGGUUGCCUAUUUAUCCGUGGACCCGAUGGGCCGAAGCAUUGUGACCCUCCGUGAGAAAGGACACGAGACAAGAUGUCCAGUCUUUGGCCAGCCCUGCUAUCCAGUCCCCCAGGACGAUACCCACAAAAGGACUGAAGUCUCCAGGGAUGGUGGCACCCAAGAGCAGCACAGUGCCACAUGUAUGCACGGCUUAAGGGGUUCCUGUGUUCCACCUACUGCUAGGGAUCAGAUAGCCAGGAAGCAAUCCGGCUUGGGAGAGCAUGUAGACCACCUCAUGAACGUCCAAAUUUUACACCCAAAGAUUCACGUUAGAGACACCCAGCCUUUGCCAGCUCUGGUCCAUAUAGAUUUCCCCGACGGAUGUGCCGUGAAGAUCGAGCAAAACAGAACCGCUUCUCAUACGUCUCCUUCCAUGAGAAACGAAUCUCAUCAAGGCGGAAGUCCCACCCAGGCUUCUCCCGGUUGCUUGAAGAGAAAGAGGAACAAUUGUGGACAUCCCCGUCACCGAUCCCAAGCUGGCUUCACGUCUCCUGAAAGUGAGCCACCUUCUGAGUUGAGACACUGGCAAGAAAGUUGGACGGGGAGGAAGGCUCCCAGGAGGUCCGACCUUCAUCUGUCCUUUGCAAGCACACCCAAUAAAAGGCAGACAUGGAAACCUUGCCCUUCCCAUCCAACCCAUGAGGUGACCUCCACGCCUUCCCUUUCUAGUGUAUCCAGCCAACCAGAAGCUUGCAGGUUCCACUAUUGGAAGGAACCUUGUCCUGAGGGGGUUCCUCGUCAUCCUGGGAAAAGAGCACGAGCAUUUCAAGAGUUGGAGAAAGCUCAACAAGCUGGAGACACGAUUCUCACCCAUAGGAAGUCUAGGAGCAGGCAAGAAGACUCGAGAUUCCUUACCAGGAAGGAAUCCACCCUGAGCAGGAUCUGGAAAUGCCGAAACUGCGGUUGCGAAGGCUCUGCUCCUUGUCCUGUAAAUCCAAGGAGAUGUGCUCAGCCAGGCGCUGGAUCCAGGAGGACCUUUAUAGAGGCCAGUACUCAAUGGUCCUCUACCGAUGCAGUCCACCUUAAAGAAAAUGAAUUUGCCCUCACUUUUCUGGGUGUUCCACACAAUGUCGCAAAAACCCGGUCAGAAGAACGCUGGUUAGCCGCUUGUUUCCCAGACUUCCAGCCCAGCUCCGUCCAAGCCAUUCAUCCAGGUGAAGUUGAUUCCAUCUACGAGUAUCCUUCUCCGUUGGUGAGCACAACAGCCUUCGACACAGCCUCCGUGUUGGUUGAGGAUACCGUAAUGGUGCCAAUAUUGAAACACCAGGACCUCUCAACAGAUUUCUUGAACAUCCCCCAAACCAAACCUACGGCUGUCAUGGAUCCUUUGUUGGGCCAAUUGCCUCCAGAGAAGAUCGCCUUCAGAAGCUUGAGUGAAGCGCUCCAGCCUCCAGAAGAAAUUCUGUUGGAGACUCUUGCUUUGGGCAGGGAGGAACUUUCAGAGGAAAGUCAAGAGGAACCCAUGACUCCAUCUCCCACUGUCAGUGCCUUCUCUUUCAGAACAGAUACCAGUCCAUCUUUGCAGGAGCUGCCGCUCUCCAUCAUGAGCUGUAGUCAAGUUACCUUCUCAGCCAUCCCAGGAGAUAGCCACCCAAAGACCCCGAGCGUCAUGACCAUCUGCCCGUUGGUUCAAAAGAUGUUUCAGAUUGACUUCCCCCUUCCAGCCGAGGAAGAGGAGGAGAAGGAGGAGGAGGCCAAACCAUUUCAAGGUGGAGAAUGGGAUGGAUAACUCAACCAAACAACGGAACAGG
Molecule: messenger RNA, 3250 nt
Organism: Crotalus tigris (Tiger rattlesnake)
Lineage: Eukaryota; Metazoa; Chordata; Lepidosauria; Squamata; Viperidae
Exons: 7
Coding region: 127-3228 (1033 amino acids)
Molecular function (GO): protein binding
Source: RefSeq, a predicted model, not a curated record